AUGGACAUUUCAACCAAGACCAACUCUCCCCGUUUCAAGGAGAAGACGCUGGCUCAACAGAUCAAUUCAGAAGACCCGUCGCCGGUUAAAACUCUGAACCUGUAUAAGCGCAUAUGGCCCGGAAAGAAGUGUCUCUUCGCACCAUCCGGGGGCGAGCCAGCACAGUACUUCAUCAAGAACCCGGUACCGCACAAGCACGCAAGCCAGUGGAAGCCUGUGUUUUAUCGCGGCGAUAAUCCUAAAUACGAUCAGGACUCCAUUGCCAUUUCCCGUGGUUUCCGCACGGGCUUCUGGAACUCGUUUCGUUUUGAACAUGGAGAUGGCGUGGACAUGGUGUUGAAGAACAAGCGGAGGGUCUCGGCGCGCAAAUCGCACAGGCGCAAGACCAAGAUGCGAGGUUGGUUUGGCAAGCCGGAAAAGCCGCCCAAGAAGCCCCUCGAAGACGAGGAGGAGGUCGAGGGGUUGGUCAUGGAGUUUAGGAUGCACCGGCCGCGCUUCAUCACCCGCACCCUGUCCUUCGAGCUGAAUGGUGAGAAGUAUCGAUGGAGUGGGACGAGGAGGUUUCUCCCUAACUGGGCGAAGCGAUUUAAAGGAAUCUCGCAUGACUUCAAACUCGUCAACUCCAAGAACCAGCUCGUUGCGACUUUUGAAAAGGACCGGUGGGCGAUAUUCAAGCCAUCUGAGAAGUGGCCGGAUACAGCAAACAAGAGAAAACACUACAUUGGUACUCUGACUAUGUAUGCGGUGAAUCGUGUUGAUGGCAACACCCCGGAAGAAGAAUUAGUCGACGAAAGCCCAUCGCCAGAAAUAAUGAGCGAGAACAGCGGAGAGAAGUCGAAGAAGAAGACCAAAAAGCCCAACAAAAACCUGAACCCCGGUGGACACCACGCGGGAAAUCUCACCGAAGAGGCUAUUGUAUUCACGUGCUGGGCGGCGGUAGAGGCGGAACAUCGCCUUCGGCACAAACUUGAGGAUCUUGCUGAGGAAAUUGGAGAGAUUGCAGGAGGCUGA
Clonostachys rhizophaga is the source of this 1011-nucleotide messenger RNA. The record is from the annotation of a GenBank genome assembly. NCBI's taxonomy places the organism in Eukaryota, Fungi, Ascomycota, Sordariomycetes, Hypocreales, Bionectriaceae.